AAAAACAAACACAAAACCUGAGAACCAAACAUCCGCGAAUCGAAAUCCCCAGAAUAACUCGAGAAAAUUGGAAUCCCUGUAUUUCAUCUUCUUCUUCGCCUUCGAACCAGAUUAUAUUCGUGGCCAUAGUUUUAUUCUGAAAGAGAGAUGGAUUGGGAAAGCGUGGCUGCUGAGGAUGUGAUUGAGGCGCUAAGAGAGGUUGAAUGGUCGACGCGUCCUCGUUCCAUGGCCGAGUUCUUCUCCAGAUUCGCCUUCCCUCGCUCUUUCUCUAAAUGGAUGAGCCGUCUCAAAUGCAAUCUCUACUACUAUAGGACGAAUUACUUCAUCCUCUUGAUUUUCGUCCUGGGUCUUGCACUUAUCACUCAACCUCUCGCCAUUCUUGGUGCUGCUCUUACAGCCUUAAGCAUAGCUUUCCUAAACGACAGUUUUGCAGCUACUUUUAACGAGAAGAUGAUCCGGACCAUUAGGCAUUUCUCGCCACAUUUAGCUGCAAAGAUGAGGCCUCCCCACAUGCCUGUCAUUCGUGGACGAUCUGCAGCUAGAAAGACGGUUUACGUUUGUGGCCAACCACGUUUGGUAUUCGUCUUGCUUGGCUUAACCGCCAGCUUUGUCUUGUGGUUUACUUCCUGCGGUUUGUUAUGGGUCCUCUACGCACUUGCCACUGCCCUUCUCCUGAUCAUUCUUCACGCAAGCAUGAGAACUCCAAACCUCAAGGCACGCUUGAACACAUUCCGUGAGGAGUUCCGGGCUGUCUGGCGUAACUACAGCGAGCUUUAAGUCAAAGAAAAAGCUUGAAACUUAAGCAGCAAAACCAAGCGGGGCAUGAAUUCCAAUUCCUUUCCCUCAUGGCCGUGCCUAUUUGUAUAGUAAAGAAACAUUUGGUCUACGGAUCUACAUUUUCUAAUAAAUUUUGAAGGAUCUUGAUUAAUUGCUAACUUUUAAUUUCUUAAUAGAGUAAAAAUUGUGAGUUU
Eutrema salsugineum is the source of this 971-nucleotide messenger RNA. RefSeq names its product PRA1 family protein A3. The record is from RefSeq and is a predicted model, not a curated record. The transcript has 7 exons. Lineage: Eukaryota; Viridiplantae; Streptophyta; Magnoliopsida; Brassicales; Brassicaceae. The coding region runs from base 148 to 777 and encodes 209 amino acids. Gene Ontology annotation, cellular component: membrane.